AUGCCCUCCAAAAUCACCGUGGCAGUCGCCCAAGCCCGCACUCACAAAACAACACAAGCCACUCUCUCCGCCCUCUCCCGCAUCGCCCACCACGCCCGCACCCGCGGCGUGCACCUCCUCCUCUUCCCCGAGGCCUAUCUGGGCGGAUACCCACGUACCUGCUCCUUCGGAUGUGCGGUGGGCUCGCGCGCCCCACACGGCCGCGACCAGUUCCUGGCCUAUUUCCGCUCGGCGAUUGAUCUCGGCGAUACCCCUGCGGGCGCCGGGGAUGAUUGGGUUCAACGACGGUUGCCUGUAGCCGAGGGGCGGAGCGAGCGCGGCGAUGGGACGAGGGAGGAGAUGGAGCGGGUGGCGAGAGAGACGGGCGUGUUUCUUGUUGUGGGGGUGAUUGAGCGCGCGGGGGGCAGUUUGUAUUGCGCUGUUGUCUAUGUGGAUCCGCUGCGUGGGUGUAUCGGGAAGAGGAGGAAGGUUAUGCCUACAGGAACAGAACGCCUCAUCUGGGCCCAAGGCUCCCCCUCCACCCUCAAAGCCGUCACCACUCACCUCAACGGUGUCCCCGUCACCCUCGCCGCAGCGAUCUGCUGGGAGAACUACAUGCCCCUCCUGAGACAGAGCCUGUACGCCCAAAACGUCAAUAUCUAUCUUGCCCCCACGGCUGACGCCCGAGACACCUGGCUGCCGCUUAUGCGGACGAUUGCCUGCGAGGGCCGCGCGUUUGUGCUCUCCGCGAACCAGUGCGUGCGGUAUAAUGAGUUGCCCGAGUGGGUGACCUGUCCCCCUGGCCCUGUGCCUGCAACGCAACAGUUGCAGACGCAGGCGCUGACACAGACGAGGCCAGCGCAUCGCAAGAAGCAUUCUAUCACGGCCGAGGGGCCGCAUGAGAUCGUUUGGCCCGAGGCCGAGAGGGAGAAGAAGGUGGAGACGGGGACGGAGGCGCCAGCGGCUGCUGAUGGUGUUCCUCAUGGCGAUGAUUUUGUCAGCCGCGGGGGGUCGUGCAUUGUCAGCUGCCUGGGUGAGGUCCUCGCUGGCCCCAUCUGGGAGGUCUCUGCGGAUGAUGCGCCCGACUCAACGGUGACGGCUCGCGCGGCUGGAGCUGAUACGGAUGGGAAUGCGGUCGGGGAUGGGCUGCUGGUCGCCGAGAUCGAUCUCGAGGACUGUGAGCGCGGACGCCUGGAUAUGGACGUCGCGGGGAGCUAUUCGCGCAACGAUGCGUUCAGGUUGACGGUUGAGGGCUUGGACCUGAGUCCUCCUCCGUUCUGA
Aspergillus fumigatus Af293 is the source of this 1260-nucleotide messenger RNA. Its product is annotated as nitrilase. Lineage: Eukaryota; Fungi; Ascomycota; Eurotiomycetes; Eurotiales; Aspergillaceae. The record is from RefSeq and is a predicted model, not a curated record. Gene Ontology annotation, molecular function: catalytic activity.